Messenger RNA from Arachis duranensis, 780 nucleotides. Its product is annotated as nodulin-related protein 2. The transcript has a single exon. NCBI's taxonomy places the organism in Eukaryota, Viridiplantae, Streptophyta, Magnoliopsida, Fabales, Fabaceae. Gene Ontology annotation, biological process: response to heat; regulation of abscisic acid biosynthetic process. Bases 106 to 483 code for a protein of 125 amino acids. The record is from RefSeq and is a predicted model, not a curated record.
AUCUUUCUCCCAGCUAUAAAUUCGGGUAACAGCUCCUGCAUCAACAGUAUCACAAAAACCGAAUCAUUUGGCAUCUCAGUAGAAAAGAAGAGUUACUCAUCAGCAAUGGCUUCCGAGAUCCCAGAGAAGAAGGAGGAGCAGCACUCUACAAGCGACCUGUUCUCGAGCGCCAAGUUGGUGGCAGAGGCGGCGCAGGCCAACUUCAGGGGGGAGGCAGACAAGGUGGACAAGGCAAAAGCUGCCGACGCAGCCGGAGACCUUCUUGACGCCGCCGGCCAGUAUGGCAAGCUUGAUGAUCAGAAGGGCAUAGGGCAGUAUGUUGACAAAGCUGCUGAUUAUCUUCACAACUACCAGUCCAAGGAGGCAGCAGCUCCGUCAUCGGAGCCUCCUAAAGAAGCUGAAGGAGAAGCACCAAAGUCUGGUGGUGGUGGCGGCGGCGGCCUUGGUGACUUUGCAAAGCUGGCUGGCGGCUUCUUGAAAUAGGACUCUCCACUACUAAGCCACCGCCAUGUUGUAAUAAUAAUAACCAAAGAUAUGUUAUUUGUACUUAUUUUAUCUCGUAAACCGAAUCAAUACACAUUUCUGUUAUGCUUUGCAGAAGUGUGUGUUGAUUCGGUGUACAAAAUUGAGUACACAAAAUAUGUUUAUGGUGUAAUAAGGGCUGCACUUUUUUAUGUUGUAGAAUUCUUAGGGGAAAAAGGAGAGCUUACUUUGUUAACAUUUGUAGCAAAAUUCCACCAUGGCUAAGUUUAUGUAUAUGUAAGUGUGUUUUUCUUUUAA